This is a messenger RNA of Chanos chanos (milkfish), 4136 nucleotides long. RefSeq names its product C2 calcium dependent domain containing 5 (gene c2cd5). Gene Ontology annotation, cellular component: plasma membrane. The transcript is spliced from 27 exons. Gene Ontology annotation, biological process: intracellular protein transmembrane transport; positive regulation of protein targeting to membrane; positive regulation of D-glucose transmembrane transport. The coding region runs from base 269 to 3418 and encodes 1049 amino acids. The record is from RefSeq and is a predicted model, not a curated record. Gene Ontology annotation, molecular function: calcium-dependent phospholipid binding; calcium ion binding. NCBI's taxonomy places the organism in Eukaryota, Metazoa, Chordata, Actinopteri, Gonorynchiformes, Chanidae.
UGACAACUGCUUGAGGAGGGUCACGAACACUGCGAAUCAGACUUUGCCAAGGAUGUUGUGUUUGGAGUCUGUACAGAAAUGAUCACUUUUAAGAUUCUAUAACAUACAGAUACUGGACUGCAUAGAAAAUAUCCCGAUCCCGGAAAGACACUGAAGCUGUUGGAUUCGUGUAAUGGGUGUGAUAAAACAGGAACAUAGCCGUCCGCAUCUAAUGUCCCGUUAAAAAUCCCGCUUUUCUCAACAACAGCAUUGCACCACGGAAAACACCAUGCCAGGUAAACUGAAGGCGAAGAUUGUCGCUGGUCGGCACCUCCCUGUCAUGGACCGGGCUAGUGACUUAACAGAUGCUUUUGUGGAGGUUAAAUUUGGAAACACAACAUUUAAAACAGACGUUUGUCCUAAGUCUCUGAACCCACAGUGGAACUCUGAAUGGUUUAAGUUUGAGGUCGAUGAUGAGGAGUUGCAGGAUGAACCAUUGCAGAUCACUGUGCUGGACCAUGAUACAUACAGUGCUAAUGAUGCUAUAGGGAAAGUUUAUAUAGACAUUGAUCCUCUGCUCUGCAGUGAAGCAGCAACUGUCAUCUCAGGCUGGUUUCCCAUCUAUGACACCAUACACGGUAUUCGUGGGGAGAUUAACGUGUUGGUGAAAGUCGACUUAUUUAACGACCUCAACCGAUUCAGACAGUCGUCGUGUGGAGUCAAAUUCUUCUGUACCACAUCUGUACCACAGUGUUACCGGGCUGUGGUGGUUCAUGGCUUUGUGGAGGAGCUGGUGGUGAAUGAGGAUCCGGAGUAUCAGUGGAUCGACCGAAUCAGAACCCCCCGUGCCUCCAACGAGGCCAGACAGAGACUCAUCUCUCUCAUGUCAGGUGAGCUGCAGAGGAAGAUUGGGCUGAAGGUUCUGGAAAUGGGUGGGAAUGCUGUGAUGGGGUACCUGCAGUGUUUCGAUCUGGAGGGAGAGUCUGGACUGGUUGUUCGUGCGAUCGGGACAGCAUGUACGCUCGAAAAACUCACCAACACUGUCGCACCUAGCGCCCCCCUCAACUCCUCCCCCUCGAAAGAUGUCAAAGAGCCUGGUUUUGGGGAAGAGGUGUGUCCUGUGCCCCUGUGUUCUGGGCCUCCCACUCCCCUGAGAACCCAAACCUUCUCCUCUUUCUCCCCCUCCAAGUCCUACAGUCGCCAGUCCUCCUCCUCAGACACAGAACUCAGCCUCACUCCCAAAACCGGUAUGGGCAGUGGGGGGAGUACAGGGAAGGAGGGGGGGCCUCUGAAAACCCUGCUCAGACAGCAAACCCAGUCAGCACUGGAGCAGAGGGAAUUCCCAUUCUUCACCCUGACUGGAUUCCCGCCUGGUUUUCUGGUUCAUGUGGGGGGUGUGGUCAGUGCGCGCUCAGUUAAACUGCUGGACCGCAUUCACAACCCAGAUGAACCAGAGACCCGUGACGCGUGGUGGGAGGAGCUUCGGCAGGAAAUGAAAUCUCAUGCUAAAGCUCUGGGAUGCCAUGCUGUGGUUGGAUACAGUGAAUCUACCAGCAUCUGUGAGGAGGUGUGCAUUCUGUCUGCUUCGGGAACAGCUGCUAUUCUGAGCUCACGCUGGCUGCAGGAUGGAUUUGUGGACGGAUACACCGAACACAGGUUUGAGGAAACAGCGCCCCCAGGCUGUGGAUUUUGUCACAUCCCCUAUGAUGAGUGUAAUAUGCCGUUUCCUGCCCAGCUUACACACUGCUGCUGCUGUCGGAAGAGCAAGGUCCCAGACGUCCUCUUCACCACCAUAGACCUGCCCACUGACGCCAGUGUGACGGGGAAAGGCUGUCUUAUACAGGCCAGGCUGUGUCGUAUUAAGAAGAAGGCGCAGGGGGAAGGCAAUGCUACAGCCAUCAGUAACCUCCUGCCAUUCAUGGAGUACGAACUGCACACGCAGCUGAUGAACAAACUGAAGCUACGCGGCAUGAACGCGCUGUUUGGUCUCCGUGUUCAGAUCAGCGUUGGGGAGACCAUGCUCCUGGGGCUGGCGUCAGCCACAGGUGUAUAUUUGACAGCAUUGCCAAAUCCUGGAGGGAUCCAGAUCGCAGGGAAAACUCCCAGUGACAUCACUUACGAACAGCACAUCUCCAACAUCCAGAGGAAAAUCAGUGACACUAUAGCGAGGAACAAAGAGCUUUAUGAAAUCAACCCCAUGGAGGUUAUGGAUGAGAUGAUUGGCUCCCCAAUCCCUGAGCCCAGACAGAGGUCCCGUCUUUUCCGCUCUCACUCAGAGAGCUCGGACGAAGUGUCGGAGUUAGAUCUGUCUCACGGGAAGAAGGACGCUUUUGUGCUGGAGAUUGAUGACACAGAUGCUGUGGAGGACAUUCACUCUCUCCUGACUGACGCUCCAGCUCCCUCAGGAUUCUACAGCUGUAACACUGAGAUUAUGCCUGGGAUUAACAACUGGACAUCAGGAUUGCAGAUGUUUACGUCUGUCAGGGUCUUUCGCCUCAGCAAUGCCAAUUUGACCAAUCAGAGUUUGAAUAAGAUCUUCACAGACCUGUGUGAGAACUUACUCAAGAGUUUGUACUUCAAACUGAGGUCCAUGGUGCCCUGCUGUCUUUGCCACCUCAACUUCACCGUGGCAGUGCCAGAGGACGAACUCAUACAGGUUGCGGUGACCGCUGUAGCGAUGAGUUUUGAUAGAGAUCAGAGCCAAGACACUUUCAGACAGAGUGAAGACAGAAGCCUGAUGAAGGCGAUGGCGGAGAAUGAGGAACAGCUUCAGUUCCCUCUGGAGCUGAGUGCAGAAUCCUCCUCAACCAAGCCUCCCAACUCCACCAAAGGACUACCAGAGGGCUCAGUCUCCAGUGCCACGCCGCGAGCCUCCUCGGUUGAUUACAGUUCCUUUACAGACAGAUGCAGCUCCUGGAUAGAGCAGCUUAGACUGAAAGCUCACACCAUAAGACGUGGAUCAGUUAAGACAACGUCCUCUCUGGAGAAGGCCAGUCCGCUGACUGACGGCCGAUCUCGCUCACUCCGCUCCACGCGCUCAUAUUCGGGCAGCUCUGUCACUGUGGUCAAAAUGACCCCACUCUCCUUCAUCCCUGGAACAAAGAUUGUCAAAUACCUCGGCAUUAUAAACAUGUUCUUCAUCAGAGAAACCACCUCACUACGAGAGGAGGGAGGGGUGAGUUGUUUCCUGCAUGCCUUCAUAGCUGAGGUGUUUGCCAUGGUGCGCGCUCAUGUGGCCGCUCUGGGAGGGAACGCCGUCGUCUCCUACAGCAUGAAGGAGUGUGUGUUUAUGGAGAACCCCAACAAGAACCAGGCUCAGUGCCUUAUAAAUGUAAGUGGAGAUGCCGUCGUCUUCAUUCGAGACUCUGAGUUGGAGACAACACCUCAGCAGCCGCAGUCAGCCAGCACACACACCUCCAGCAGUGGAGACGGCACUUGAACACACACACACAUACAAAAUAAAUGCAGAAUAUUGCCAUUGAGGAGUGUGAUGAGAGAGUCAGCCUUAAACCCCCAGGCCUUUCAGCAAACACACACACACACGCCACACAUACACAUACACACACCACUCCCAAAGAGGCCUGACUAGUCGAAUGCCAGAGUCCCCAGUGGGUUCGUGUCUCCUCUCCACGGCCAAAAUCAUUCCCUUUCCUGAGAGACGACUGCGGCAGCUACAAAGACUUUUAAAAAAAUACGUCCACAGAGAGAGAGAGAGAGAGGGUGUGUGUGUCUGUGUCGCUGAACAUACACACUCAGCUCUGGUUACAUUUCUCACACCAUGUGCUACUACUGAUUUAGAAAAAUAAUCAUGUAAAAUGCUGGAAUUUAUUUUUCUUCUGAUUUGUUUGUUUGUCUGUUUUUUAGUCUAGAUGCCACAAAACCUUUUUUGUUUUUAUAAAUGUACUCAGAACAGAGGGCAGAGUUAGUAUUUCAAAAAAUGUUUUGAAUGAUGUCUCUCUUUCUCUCUCUCUCUCUGUCUCCUGCAUGUGCAAUGCUCCAGUACCAUAGUGUAAACUCCUUGGGGGGUGGGGGGGUACUUUCUGUGAAAAGACUUGAAUGUACAGAAAAAACAGCUUGUGCACAGACAGACAGGCUUUUGAACGUGAUGCAGACAGACAGACAGAUUUGUGAGAGACAGACAGCAGUAAACAUGCCUG